CCCGCCCUUUAGUCAGUAACUAAACGUGCAGCAGUGCGAACGCGCGCAGCGGCAAAAUUCCAGCGUUCUUGGCUCUCAUCCGGCGUUCUUUCCCUAAUCAAUCAUCCAAAACCCGCCAUUAAAACACACAACUAAAUAACACUUUUAAAUCGGUUCUCGAGUGAUAAUAUAACCAAGAAACCAACAUAAAAACAAAUUUACCAAUGUGAACAUAUGCAGUUAGUUGCAAAAACUACGUAAAAAACAACAAAACAAAAACGAAAAACUUUUAAAACUCUUAAACUCUUGCUUUUGGGAUUAUCAACAAACAAAAAAGAAAAAAAAACUUUUCACAGGAUUUGUGGAAAGGAUAAACAAACACACACAAACAGACAAUCAAAAUGGUCAACAAACAGUAUACGGCCAACGAUCUGGAGGCUUUCAUGAAGAUCGCCGCCAACUGGCAAAAUUCCAAUCACGGUUUGCUGGAGGGCGUCGACAUAAAGACGGAAAUGACACAGUACAUGAACAGUCCAUCCAUGAACAUGUACAAGAAAAGAGAACGCACCCAGAACUGGAACCACCAGGAGAAGAAAUAUCUGCUCGAUCUGUGCCGCAAGGACAUGCGUAUCAUCGAGAACAAAAGAUUGGAUGCCGGUCUAACUGCUGUGAAGAACAAGGCCUGGAAGAUCAUUCACCAGAAGUUCUCCAAUCAAUUCGGCACCGAUCGCACCUGCAAUCGCCUCAAGGAACAGUGGCGACGCAUGAAAGCCUGCACUCGAAAUGAAAUUCUGGACUACAACAAUCGUUUGGCCAGGUUUGGAGCCGAGGUGGCUGAUCGCAAGAAGCCUUCGCCUUUCACCUUCGAAGUGUGGGAUUUCAUGCAGGAGGCAAAGAAGGCCUGCAAAUCGGAAGCCCUGGAUGGCAUAGACUACUCUAAGAUUCCCCUGGCUUUGGAGGAGGGAUUUGAAUAUCGCGAAGACUACAAAUUCAAUACCGAAGAGCACGAUAUGGAUGACAGUCGCACACCGCCGCAGGAACUAUGCGAUGUGGACAUCAAGGAGGAGGAGAUCAACGAGACCUUCAACGAUACCUUUAACAAUACCUUUAACAACACGCAUCUCAACCAGAGCGACAUCCAUGGCGGUGGCGAGCGUCUGAGUGUGUCGCCCAAUCACAUCAUUCGCAAUGGAAUCCAUGAGGCCGAAAGUCCUGCCACAGUUUCCGCAACAGCUGCCUUAGAUACGGGUGCUGCCUUUCUGCCGGGAGCAGCCGACUUGACCGGCUAUCAGGCCAACUUCAACAUGAACAACAUAUCCGCCACGCUGGAGGCCCUGAAUGCCCUGCGAUCUGGCCAAUUUCCCAAUGCAGCAGCGGCGGCAGCGGCUGCCAUGCACCAGCAGGCCCAAGUUGCCUUGCACCACCAGCACAGCAACAACAACAAUAACAACAACGAGGACGAUGAUGAGGGAAUGAAGUCCAUGGCCAAGAGGCAGCGCACCAGCAGUGGCAGUGCAUUGGGCAGCGAGGACCAGCCAUCGGCAUUGGCCAACUCAGUGCCUGUUGCGUCGGAUUCUCAGGCCUUGGAGCGGUCCAGCGGCAGCAGCAAUGGAGUAGCCAACGCAAGGACAGCAGCCAGCCCAAAUGUUAACAGCAGCAGCAACAACAACUUUGAGCUGCGCAUGUUCAUGGAGAUGCAGAGCAAGGAGCACAUGAUGCGCAUGAAGAUCCUGGAGGUGCAGUUGCAGGCGGCCAAGCACAGUCGCGAUCUGGUGGAGAUCAACAAGACGCUGGCGCUACAGAAGCUGCAGGAGCUGGCCAGCAAGCGGCUGCCCAGUUAGGAGGCAGUGCAGCAGAAGGAGCAACAACAGCCCAUCGCCGUUUCAUGUUACAUUAGUUUAUAGAAUUAAAACCCGCCUCGGUGGUCACGUUCGCAGGCAGAGGGCGUGGCCGGGAGAUCGGCUAGAGUUAGCCUUAGAGUUAGUCAUAAGUUGAAAGCAGGAUCCACAGCUACACAUCCACACAGACACUCACACACACAAACAGAGAGACAUUCCUGGCAUUGUUGAUCAGUAUUUGAAAGCUAGAAGCGAGUCCCCCCGACACACAGAACCCAAGAACCGCAAGCGAGGACCAGGAGGCGCUCGGAAGUAUGCCAUAAUCUUAUGAUGAAUCGCCUACCUCACAAGCACACACACAAGAUGCACACACUCAGCUAUCAAACACACACAGAUACACUCUCUUCUGGCCUAACCAGCACUUGACCAAGUCAAGUCAAGUUUAGUUAGUUUCUAGUUUUAGUUCGUAUGGGAACCACUCUCUCCAAGUUGCUCAACUACCACAAAUGUAUUGUACUUACGUUUCUUGACUUCAGUUUACGUUCUGCUACCACCACUAACGAUUUAAACAAAUAUGAAAUGCACAAAUGAUUAUUUUUCAUAGUCCUAAGAGAAGAACUCCAUAUAUGUAAAUGAAACAUUACAAUUGGCAGUCGUCUCUGAUUUUAAUUUUUACUUGUACUUGUAUUUAUUUUUAUCUUUGUAUAGACUAUGUUGAUAUAUAUAUGACCCCCUAUAUAUGUUUGUUUGAAUGCCAUAUUAAAUGAAAGUUCUUUUUAAUAUCUUAUUUUCCAUUUGCGCUGCAAAACAAAUUGUUACCAUAUAUGAUAUAUGUACCGUACGUAUAAGCAAGCUCCCACUAUAAAAAGGGUCUUGAGAAAGGCCUCGGACUGGGCUUCAGUUGUCGUAGAAGACUUCUUUGUAAAGCGUGUAAAUGAAAGAUACAAAUUAUUUUAAAUAAAAUACAAAAAAAAAAAAAAA
Molecule: messenger RNA, 2798 nt
Organism: Drosophila rhopaloa
Lineage: Eukaryota; Metazoa; Arthropoda; Insecta; Diptera; Drosophilidae
Exons: 5
Coding region: 381-1820 (479 amino acids)
Source: RefSeq, a predicted model, not a curated record